This is a messenger RNA of Ceratosolen solmsi marchali, 490 nucleotides long. RefSeq lists its product as uncharacterized. The coding region runs from base 104 to 490 and encodes 128 amino acids. The transcript has 3 exons. The record is from RefSeq and is a predicted model, not a curated record. NCBI's taxonomy places the organism in Eukaryota, Metazoa, Arthropoda, Insecta, Hymenoptera, Agaonidae.
GUCGUCGGCUCGGGUGGCGCUCCUCGGCUCAGCUGUCCGCAGUCGCCCCGACGCCGACGCCGCGCGCGUCACUGCGCCCGCGACGCGACCCUCCGCUCCACCCAUGUUGAACCUCGGAGCUUACAGCCUCCUGGCCAGCAUCAACACGAUGGUCUUCGGGAGCAAUAAGUUUCACAUUAAGAGAAGCCAGUCGAAGGCCUCUUAUCUCGCUUAUCGACGUGAACGCGGGGCUCCGGAUAGCGAGGGCAGCUACAAGCGGACAAUGUCGCCGAAUGCACGCCUAGACGAUCCCGUCCUUCUUAAAGUGACGCUGCACCAGCAGCAGCCGCUCGUCAAUAACAACACCAGUAAUCCCUCCCACAACAACAACAACAACAACAGCAGCAAGCGUGGAGGUACUGAACGACAGGAACAGGCAGCUGGAGAGGGAGAGGAGGAAGUUGGCCGCCAGCUGCGAGCCCCACGUCAGGCUAGUGGAGGACUUUUAUAG